Messenger RNA from Lytechinus variegatus (green sea urchin), 4297 nucleotides. Its product is annotated as kinesin-II 95 kDa subunit-like. NCBI's taxonomy places the organism in Eukaryota, Metazoa, Echinodermata, Echinoidea, Temnopleuroida, Toxopneustidae. The transcript has 19 exons. The record is from RefSeq and is a predicted model, not a curated record. Gene Ontology annotation, molecular function: microtubule binding; ATP binding; microtubule motor activity. Gene Ontology annotation, biological process: microtubule-based movement. The coding region runs from base 130 to 3498 and encodes 1122 amino acids.
AUUGGUGUCAUGUGAAUGGUUGUUUGCAUCGAUUUAUCAUCUACUUUGUAAUAAGAAGACUGGACACUGGUAGGCCUAUAUAGAAAUUCUAAACCGAGGCAGAGCAUUUCGACUUCCUCUUCUUACAUCAUGACGGAAAAGUCAAGAAAGCCUCCCAGAAUGCCCCGAAAUCAAGACGGUCGGAAGCUCAAUCGCGCAGACGAAUCCAACGCGUCUCCAACGAAAAAUGGCGCCUCCAGCAAAACCCUCACUUCUUCGGAGAUGCCAAAAUUGACGAACACAUUAUCCGUGCGCACUCGUACGUCAUCACUAGAUUCGAGUUGUUCGCUGGUGUCUGACACUUCUGUAGCUCUCGAUCUUCCAUUCAGCGAACCUUCACCAGAACAUCUUUCACCUCGAGCUGGAGGAAAGCGCUUAAGUAUCGAUUCACUAAGUACAGGUAGUUUUCCUAGCAGACGACAUAGUGAGGAAAGUGGGGAUCGAGUGAUUCGUUGGUGGAACAGUGGCGGCAUGGGCCCCGGACCAACCAAUCCAGGCUGGAGUAUGGAUAGAAGUCGCCGAAGUAGCAAAAGUUCAUGGAGCACAUUAGUUUCAGCAUCAGAUUCCCAGCUUGAUGAUGGAGAGAUAGAAGAUGGGGGUAGUGCAAACGUCAGUGUGGUUGUAAGAGUUCGGCCACUCAGUGAGCAGGAAACAAAAAGAGGAGAUCGUAAUGUGGUCCUUGUACAGAACCCACAAAGUCUCUUGGUGGAGGGUGAUAAAAACAAGCAAUUCACCUUUAACCAUGUGUUCAGUGGAGAAGCUACGCAGCAGGAUGUACUGGAUGAGUGUGGUAUGAAGAAACUGGUUGACAUGGCCCUAGAAGGAUACAAUUGCACUGCUUUUGCCUAUGGCCAGACAGGGUCAGGAAAGACUUUCACUAUUACAGGGCCACAGAAAUCGGAUGGGCUACAUUAUCAGAAUACGAAUGCUUGGGGUCUGAUUCAACACUCGCUAGUUUACCUUUUUGAUAUGAUCAGACUACGGCCUAAGGUUUCUUUUUUCAUCAAGACAUCUUAUCUAGAGAUUUACAAUGAACAGGUUAAAGAUCUUCUGAAUCUAACUGGUAAAGAUUCUUUGCCAGUGAGGUGGUCCAAGGAUAAAGGGUUUUAUGUUGAGAAUCUCUUUGUCAUGGAGUGUGAAACACUAGAUGACAUGUUAGCAGUACUAGAAGAAGGUGUGAGUCAAAAGGCAAUAGCAACAAACAAUGUAAAUGAGCAUUCUAGUAGAAGUCACACAAUUAUGUCCAUCUCUAUAGACUCAGAAUUGCCCGAUCCUGAUGAUAGUGAUUUAUAUAUAACCAAGCAUGGUAAGCUUAGCUUUGUUGAUCUGGCUGGUAGUGAGAAGGUGAAGGAGCUGGGUUCAUCUUCAGAACUCCUCUCUGAGACUACUAAUAUCAACAAGAGUCUUCUGACAUUAGGUAAUUGCAUCUCAUCACUGAGUGAUAAUAGAAAGCGAUCAGGUCAUAUCCCGUACCGAGAUAGCAAACUUACCAAACUAUUAGCUGACAGCUUAGGGGGUACAGGAAUCACACUUAUGAUUGCUUGUAUAUCACCAUCAUCUUACUGCCUCUCUGAAUCUAUCAACACAUUAAGAUAUGCAGUCAGGGCACGCAGGAUUAAGAAUAAACCUGUUAUUCGAAUGGAUCCGAGGGAAAAGCUUAUCACAAGUUUAAAACGGGAAGUACGCCUGCUUCGAUCUGAAAACCAGUACCUGCGCCAGAGGCUGGAAUUCCCUGGUACUGCCCAGCCCUCCUUCAGGCCUCGCCAAGAACCCAACAACAACCAACCCCAGGCCAUCCUAAGCAGGGAGGAAUCAUUGAAUGAUGGUGAUCUGACUCCGGUACCCAAUGGGAGGAUGGUGGAGGAGCCAAGGAUAGAGAGGACAGAGGCUCAGAUGGAGGGAUCUAAAGGGAGAGGAGGAGGUAGUAGAGGGAAGAAGGAUCCGCCUCCUCCACCUCCUCAACCAGUGCAGCAGAGAGAUUCAGCUCAGCCCAAGUCAGCAGCGGAUAAUAGUUUGUAUGAGAUGCUUCAGGAGUACAUGGUUGAGAAUGAGACGCUGAGAUCAGAGAAUUCAGACCUGCAUUCAGUUAAAGAGAAGGCAAGAAGAGAACAGGACUCUGUUGCUAGAGAGAAUGACAGACUCCUAAAAAAGCUGGAAGAACUAGAACGGGUAUUCACUACAUCACCUUACUCCUUACCAAGCACCUUCAACUCCAGGACAUCAUCAGGCCAGUCCAUUGGUAUGCGGGGUAACAACCAGCCCUCCCCACUGGGUCCAUUGCAGCAGUCACCACCCCUCAAGACCCAGCGCUCACCCCAGGGCCAGUCUAAUGGACUUGAUAAAAGGCAGUCUGGGGGAAGUCCUUGGAGACAGCAAUCGGGUGAGCUACCUCCGGUGGACAGCAUUAAGGGCAUCCCAGAUAACUACCGAUCAUCUCAGCAACGUCCACCCAUCCAGAGGGAUGCUCCGCCCACUCAGCGGUCGUUCCCAUCCAUGUCUACCCAGCCACCUCACCAUCCCCCUCCAACCAACCAUAGCUACCCCAGGGCACAUACUAAUCAGUCAGGUCUGAGCAGUACACAUCCACCAAUCGGUCAUGGCCCUUCCACUCAUAGAGGGUCCAAGAAAGGAAGUGAUAGCCGUGUCUCCAACACCAGCCAGAGCUACCCGCCAGCUCCAGGUAGCCUACAGGCCUCCUACACUGGCUCCAUGGGACCGCUCCACGAGGAUCAUCAUCAGGCUCCACCUAACGUUGGUAAGAGGGAUACCUCUAUCUCUGUCAGGACCAGUCUCAGCAACCCUUCAGUCAUCAGCAAGCCACAGUCCUCCAAAGCAGAUAUCUACAUUCCUAGUGCGCCCUCUACUGGGUUAACCAAAGACUCUAGUCCUCUGAGAGACUCAUCAAAUCGUCAUGAUCUCCAGACUAUCGAGGAGACCGGAGCGCAACCAUCGUCUACCUUUCGAAACCACCCUCCUCCCAAUGGCCAGGCCAACAUGGGUGGGAGCCACAGCAAUGUUAGUCUCCGUAAACCCCAAAGCAAGCCGGUCUCCACUGCCAAUACAGCAGCUACAGGGUACAGCAACAAGUCUAAGAAGAAUGCUUGGUCUGGUGCAGGGGGAAGUGGUACAGGUGGUGGAGGGGGAGGAGGAGGUGGUGGUGGUGGUGGUCAGCCAAGUAAAACUGCUACAGCAAGCAGUGUACCUAUCAACGUCAUUCCCAAGACACCAGCUGUAACUCCACCAGCAGUCAAAUACAAGCCUCAGGGUAGCAACAAGAUGUUAGCAGCUACUACCAACAAUUUAGAUAUCAACUACAAAGGACCAGACUCUGAUUCAUUGAAGGAUCUGAAUCAGAAGUUAAGGGAGGAACUUCAAGCAUUGGAUGGUGAAAUAGAAUACAUGAAAUAUGUGAAUAAGAACAAACCAAAUGCCCCCGCUGGGAAAGGAAAGAGGAGAUAGCAUCGGAGGAUAAUUUAGUGAGACUUAUCAGAGACUGUGCUCAAAUGUCCUUCAGAGCAUGUGAUGUACUUAUUAUAUGCUGCAAGCCAUGAAGGAGACCUUGUUUUCUGGAAUUUGGAUGUGUCCAAGUAUUGCCAGGGAUGCGGAAAUACGUGUACUGAAGAGGACAUUUCAGAGACCGCAUUAAGAGCUUCCCAAACUAUGGCAUCAGAAUUUGGGCCUAUUGAGUGCGUUGCAUACUGGGGAGAAGAUGAUGAAACUUGCGGCUUCUUAUAAUGCUCAUGUUGGCUAUUGUUAUCCUUGGGUUCUGCAAUUACUACUUUGACUUUUGCAUAGCUACCAGUAAGGUGCUUUAGUAUUUCAAGUAGUAAGUCCUGCCUGGCACCCAGUCACCUCACCUGUGUAGAGUCUGGCAAAUGUCCGCUAGACCAUCUUUGAAAGAGAUUCCAACUGAAUGAAUUUCAACUGUAAUUGUCAACAGUGCUAAAAGAUAUUCAUCCAUAUCUGCUUUGGGGGAUGUGAGAAUGUAGUGUGUCUUGUAUAUGCAUUUUUCCCUCAUAUGAUUCCAGAAUUGUUGCAAAAAGACCCACCACCAUGCACUGUUGCUUAAAUAAACAUAAUUAGGGGCAAUUCAGAGGUAACAGACCUGAUAUGUUAAAAUGAAAGUUAGCAAAUUCAGAAAUUCAGGAGAAUUGAGACAAGAUAAUUCACUAAUUAUACCGUAAUUACAAAAGUGUGCUACACCUUCAUCAUUUGCAUCAAAAAAUUUUUCAUCUCAAUUCUCAUAUUCAAUAAGCAU